Molecule: messenger RNA, 510 nt
Organism: Elephantulus edwardii (Cape elephant shrew)
Lineage: Eukaryota; Metazoa; Chordata; Mammalia; Macroscelidea; Macroscelididae
Gene: FLYWCH2
Product: FLYWCH family member 2
Exons: 2
Coding region: 1-510 (169 amino acids)
Source: RefSeq, a predicted model, not a curated record
AUGUCCCUGCCAGAGUCCAGCGAGCAGGAGAGCCAAAGCCAGGAACCCACCCGCGAGCCCAGGAUGGAUGUUGUCCCCGCAGUCCCUCCAAUACCCAAGAAAUUCUCCAAGCUCGUCCUGCUCACGGCCUCCAAAGAUAGUGCCAAAGUGACCGGGGCCAAGCGCAAAGGGGUGCACUGUAUCAUGUCCCUGGGAAUUCCAGGUCCAGCCACCCUUGCCAAGGCCCUCCUCAAGAUCCACCCAGAGGCCCAGCGGGCCAUCGAAGCUGCGCCCCAGGAGCCUGAACCCCAGGAACCCGAGAUGAAACGCAGCCGGCCAGACACAGAUGCAGAAGAGCGAGGUGAUGGAAGAUUAACAGAGUCUGCGCCUCCACAUCCCGGGGUGGAAGGGGAGGAGCCUGCGCCCUUCGCUGGCGAAGCUUACAACGACACAGCUGCCCCGGGUUCAGCACGUCCCUGCGACCUAGACAAUUGCGCCAGGACUGCGUCAGCGUGGGCAGGGCCCGAGUGA